GUUCCUUACCUAUUUGUAGAUAGGCAUGGCAUGCUGCGCAAACGACUAAGCGACCAAUGGUCGAUAACUGCCGCUAGUAGAACCAUCAGUCUAAUCGUGACCGUCGAACCGUUUGGAAGGUAAAUAAACUCACUCUGAAGUGAUUGUUUCGUCGAACUUCAAUAUCUAGGCACACUCGAUUAAGAGGGUGUGCUGUCCGCGGUACGGGAUCAGUCAACUGACUUUCGCAUUUGCUUAUCAACCACCAGAAGACCGAAGAAAACAUCUCAGCAUGAGUUGUGCUAGUGUUUUGACCAGCAAGGAUCUGCCGGACAUCGAGAGCCUGCUGGCCCUCAACCCGCGCGUCAAGUCCCACGGCUCGCUGGUCCCGACCACCGUGACCAAGGUCAACAAGAAGCAUUGGAAACGCAACACCGACCGAUCAUGUACGAGCUGCACUCCGCUGACUAAUGAUUUCUCGGACAUCAAGCAUACGACCCUGUCGGAGCGGGCUGCUCUACGGGAAGCGGCCCGGUGCCUCAAGUGUGCCGACGCUCCCUGCCAAAAAUCCUGCCCGACUCAGCUGGACAUCAAGAGCUUCAUCACCAGCAUUGCCAACAAGAACUACUACGGUGCGGCGAAGGCCAUCUUCUCGGACAACCCGCUGGGGUUGACCUGCGGCAUGGUGUGCCCUACCUCGGACCUCUGCGUCGGUGGUUGCAACCUGCAAGCGGCCGAAGAAGGUGCCAUCAAUAUCGGAGGUCUGCAGCAGUUCGCCACCGAAGUGUUCAAGCGGAUGGGACUGCACCAGAUCGUGCCACCGAACGUGGCUCCGCUCAAGUUCCCGAAUAAGAAGGUAGCGCUCCUUGGAGGUGGACCUGCAUCGCUAUCCUGCGCCACUUUUCUGGGUCGUCUCGGAUACAAGGACAUCACCAUCUACGAGCGUCGCAGCUACCUCGGAGGCCUCAGCUCUGCCGAAAUCCCUCAAUACCGUCUUCCAAUCGACGUUGUCGACUUUGAGAUCCAACUCGUGAAAGACUUGGGUGUCAGGAUCGAGACCGGGCGCUCCCUGUCCACCAAAGACCUGACUGUGCAAGGUCUGCUUGACUCCGGAAACGAUGCCGUUUUCCUCGGAAUCGGACUUCCGCAACCCAAGAUCGACAAGAUAUUCGAAGGGCUCACUACCGAACAAGGCUUCUAUACGUCCAAAAACUUCCUGCCGCAGGUGUCCGACGGAAGCAAACCAGGCCUCUGCCCAUGCAAAGCAACAGCUGCCCAAAGCCUACCGGCCCUUUCCGGAAACGUGAUCGUUUUGGGUGCGGGCGAUACCGCAUUCGAUUGCGCAACUUCAGCACUACGCUGUGGUGCCCGCCGAGUGUUCGUCUGUUUCCGCAGAGGUAACAACAACAUCCGCGCUGUACCGGAAGAGGUUGAAUUGGCCCGCGAAGAACGCUGCGAGUUCAUCCCGUUCAUGGCCCCGAAGGAGGUGAUCAUGAAGGAUGGAAAGAUUGCUGCCCUGGAAUUCUUCCGGACCGAGCAGGACGAUCAAGGCAACUGGAUUCAGGAUCCGGAUCAGAUUACACGUUUGAAGGCCAACUUCGUCAUCUCGGCUUUCGGAUCCGGAUUGAGUGAUAAAGAAACGAUCGAGGCUUUGAACCCAGUUCCCCUGAACCGCUGGAACCUGCCUGAGGUGGACUCCAAAACCCAGCAAACUCUAGUCCCCGCCGUAUUCUGCGGAGGAGAUCUUGCCGGCGCUGCGGAAACCACCGUAGAAUCUGUCAACGAUGGUAAAACAGCCGCCUGGUACAUCCAUUGCUAUCUGCAGGGUAUCCCUUUCGAUACUACUCCAAAGCUUCCAUUGUUCUACACUGAAAUCGACAAUGUCGACCUUUCGGUUGAGGUAUGCGGCGUCAAGUUCGAGAAUCCGUUCGGUCUGGCUUCGGCUCCACCGACCACUGCUACUGCUAUGAUCCGCCGCGCAUUUGAACAAGGCUGGGGCUUCGCUGUUACGAAGACAUUUGCUCUGGAUAAGGAUAUGGUAACCAACGUAAGUCCACGUAUUGUACGCGGUGUCACCUCGGGACACACCUUCGGUCCGCAGCAGGGUGCCUUCCUGAACAUCGAACUGAUUUCGGAAAAAUGUGCAGAAUAUUGGCUGACGGGCAUCGCCGAACUUAAACGUGACUUCCCGACUAAGGUGGUUAUCGCCAGUAUCAUGUGCACGUACAACGAAGAAGACUGGACCGAACUGGCCAAGCGUGCGGAAGCUGCCGGAGCAGAUAUGCUCGAGUUGAAUCUGUCCUGUCCUCACGGUAUGGGUGAAUCCGGUAUGGGUCUUGCCUGCGGUCAAGAUCCCAAACUGGUCUACAAUAUCUCACUGUGGGUUCGCGCGGCUGUCAAAAUCCCAUUCUUCGUCAAACUAACGCCUAACAUUACGGAUAUCGUGGCCAUCGCUCAAGCUGCUCAGAGAGGCAAAGCGGAUGGUGUUUCGGCUAUCAACACCGUACAGGGAUUGAUGUCCAUCAAAGCCGACACUACUCCCUGGCCUGCGGUUGGCGUUGAUAAGAGAACCACUUAUGGAGGUGUCUCCGGAAACGCUACCCGACCACAAGCUCUUCGGGCAAUCUCCCUGAUCGGCAACAAAAUGCCAGGUUUCCCGAUCUGCGGCAUCGGUGGCAUUGACUCGGCCGACGUAGCCCUUCAGUUCAUUCAGUGCGGCGCUCCCAUCCUACAGAUCUGUUCCUCGAUCCAAAACCAGGACUUCACCGUCGUAGAAGACUACAUCCUAGGUCUGAAGGCUCUUCUCUACCUGAAGGCCAACCACCCACCAGAGAGCCUGCCAUGGGACGGACAAUCGCCUCCACUGCAGAAGCUUCAAAAGGGUAAACCCGUUGCUCCCUUGAAAGACGACGAUGGUAAGCCGCUGCUACACUUUGGCGAAUACAAGAAGAAGCGUGAGGAGAAGCUGGCGCAGAUGCGGCUGGAGAAGGGCGCAUUGUGGGAUCCUUGCGCCGAAGAAAUGGAAACUGUCAAGAAUGGAGACGCUUCGAAGCAGACGAAUCCUGCGCUGAAGAUCAAGGAUGUCCUGGGAGCCGCACUACCGAAGAUUGGCUCGUACAAGAGUUUGGACAACAAAAAGCAAGUGGUUGCGUUGAUCGAUGAUGAUCUCUGCAUCAACUGUGGCAAGUGUUACAUGACCUGCGCAGAUUCCGGCUACCAAGCAAUCCAAUUCGAUUCGGUUACGCAUCUGCCGCAUGUGACAGACGACUGCACCGGGUGCAACUUGUGCCUCUCCGUUUGUCCCAUCAUCGAUUGUAUCAGCAUGGUUCCGAAGAAAAUCCCUCACGUGAUCAAGCGAGGACAGAUUAAGAACGUAUCGGUACAUGCUCUGUCACCAUCUCAGUGAUCACCAUCGGUAGCGAGAUUCCCCAGCAACAGUUUCAACAUUCCAGAAAACUUUGUUCAGAUAAACAUUUUUCAUAGCACAAGCGUCCAGAAAAUCAAAUUUUUGAAUUUUGUAUCCAAUAAAAAAAAAUUGCAUGCCGAU
This is a messenger RNA of Aedes aegypti (yellow fever mosquito), 3526 nucleotides long. RefSeq names its product dihydropyrimidine dehydrogenase [NADP(+)] (gene su(r)). Gene Ontology annotation, molecular function: iron-sulfur cluster binding; NADP binding; uracil binding. The transcript is spliced from 6 exons. NCBI's taxonomy places the organism in Eukaryota, Metazoa, Arthropoda, Insecta, Diptera, Culicidae. The record is from RefSeq and is a predicted model, not a curated record. Gene Ontology annotation, cellular component: cytosol; cytoplasm. Bases 272 to 3385 code for a protein of 1037 amino acids. Gene Ontology annotation, biological process: uracil catabolic process; thymine catabolic process.